Molecule: messenger RNA, 7811 nt
Organism: Parasteatoda tepidariorum (common house spider)
Lineage: Eukaryota; Metazoa; Arthropoda; Arachnida; Araneae; Theridiidae
Product: malectin-B
Cellular component (GO): membrane
Molecular function (GO): carbohydrate binding
Source: RefSeq, a predicted model, not a curated record
ACUGUGUUGACCGGUUUGUUUUUCGGAGAAAAAAAAUAAUAAAAUACUGCGAUCGUGUAAUGUUGGAAGUUCUCUAAAAUUGGUGAUAAAGCUGUUAUUUUUCAAUGAAUAAUAUGCAAAUGCUUUCAUAAUAUUUCGAUAUGGCUGUGAUUCGAUCAUGGGAUAGGAGAUUAUCAUUAACUUUAGCAUUAGCACUGUGUAUAAUCUGUGAUUGUGUGAUUUGUUUAGGUGAUGUGAUUUAUGCAAUUAACGCAGGUGGUGAAUCUCAUGUUGAUUCAGACGGUAUACAUUAUCGAAGAGAUCCAUUACAUGGUAGAAUCGGAACUGCGUCUGAUUACGGAAAACAAUUAAUUAUCAGCAGAGUCCCAAGAACGGACCAAAUAUUAUAUCAGACGGAGAGAUAUCACCAUGCAACGUUUGGUUAUGAAAUUCCUGUUAAUCGUGACGGAGAUUAUGUUUUAGUGCUGAAAUUUUGUGAGGUUUACUUUUCAUCACCAGGGAUGAAGGUAUUUGAUGUGACACUGAAUGGUGUGCAUACUGUUGUGUCUGAUUUAGAUAUCUUUGCUAAAGUGGGAAAAGGAGUUGCACAUGAUGAACUUAUACCAUUCACUGUGAAAGGAAAUAAGCUUAUAGUUAAUGAAGAAGAGUCAGAACAUGAUGGAAAAAUAAGAGUUGAAUUCAUUAAGGGUUACAGGGAUAAUCCUAAAAUUAAUGCUAUCUUCGUUAUUCGAGGAACAUUGACGGAUGUUCCAGAGUUGCCUUCAACAGCCCCAGAAGAAAAGGAAGAAGAAGAAGAGGAUGUACGACAAGAAAAAAAAUCCUCCCCCGUUCGUCAUCCAUCUGGUCCUAGAAGUCCGAAUCCCUACGACACGGAGGACUCUAGUACAAUGUUACCUAUAAUCAUUGCCAUUGGUGCCUUUCUGCCACUAUUAUUUUGCCUGUGCCGGUUAUGAUUUGCUUUUUUAGGAAACAAAUUUCUCAGUAUUUUGUGUGCCAUUACCUCAUCUUUGUACACAAUGCCAUUACAUAUUUGUACAACAAUUCUUAGUACAAAACUCUGUUAAGUAAUAGCUUUUAAGUUAAGCUCAGUGAUGGCUGUUACUUUAAAUCAAAAUUUAGACUUCUGAUAUUUCCUAAUUAAUUUACUUGAUUUUAUCCUCUGACUGUUAAGUGUAGAAUAAUAGGAUCUCCAUAGUAGGGGUGCACAACCUUUUUGGGAAAGCUUUUAGCAGCAACAAUGAUUUUAUUUUUAUAUUGAUUAAUAAUUACUUGAUUAUUUCUGGAUAUGAUAAUGGGUCAGGGAGUUUUAUUUUAGAAACUCUCGAACUAAAAAAAACUCUAGGAAAUUCCUGCAUCAUAUCUGGAAAAUAACCAGUCUUAGAAUUGCCAGUGACAGUAAUCUGUUAUUGGGAUUCAAGUUAAAUAAUUCUGACAUCUAUUACAAUCAUUUCAUGAAAUUCCACUUUUUAGUAAUGCUUUUCCCUGUUUCCAUUCUCACUCUAUUUUAUGUUUUUGCUCGCACAGUCUAAUAUUUGACAUUAUAAAUGAAAAAAAAUCAAAGUUUUCUGAAGAAAAAUUAUAGAGUAUAGAUAAAAUAUGGUAUGGAUUUUCAUUUCUGUAAAAGUCAGGAAAAAAAAUUUUCUAAAAUUGAGUGGGAACCCUGUAAUAACUUAAUAGUAAAAAAUAUCAAAGCUAUGCAUAAUAUUUUUGUAUUAAAAACAUUUUAAGCAUUUCACGCUUAGUCUUCUAUGUGAAAUUUUUUUUUUUUUAUUAUGGUAGGGUUUUAAUUUUUUAUGGGGAAAAAUUAACUAAAUAACUAGGAACCCACUCCUUGGCUAUCCAAAGGCUGCGGCUUCCCUCCCCUACUAUGUAGAACAUAAUUAUAGAAUAUGCAAUACCUGAAAUAAUGUCAUGAAUACUGAUGAUUUACGUCUCGUGAUUAGAAAACUACUGUGUCAAUUUGCAGGAUUAAUUAGAAAGCAAACGGGGGGAAUUCAUAUACAGUGAACUUUCACUACUACAAUAUCUAAUAUUAUAAUUAUGUUUCCUGACAAACUUGCUUAAUGUUAUCCACCUAUCAAUAUUGGGAUAUUCUCUGAAGCAAUAAACCUUUGUAAAAUGAUUUUUUUUUUCCCCUUCAAAUUUCAACCUUAUUUUCCUUAUUUAUUAUAUGUUUUCAAAUAAUGUAAAAAAUCUUUUUGCCAUUUUUUUUCUAGUUUUUUCUAACUAGAGAAGUCUUGAUGCUGAUUAUGUACUUAUCUUAUUUCUUUUCCCCACAACCUUUGUAUUCCGAUUUCAAUACUCCAUCUUGAUGUGUACAUAGACCACCCCAAGACCUUCCAUUCUUAGAAAUGGCUUCUUUAUCUCUUAAUAAGUCACAGGUGUAACAUUUCUAUCUGAUUUCAUAUUUAACCAUGAUUACCACUCAGCAAAUUAAUUUUUAUAUAGUAUAGUUAAUACCUAUAUAACAUUAAAAUUGGAAGAAAAAAAAUCUUAUUGUGUCCCCAAAGUAUGUAGGCUCUAGAUAUAACAAUACAUUUAUUGGGUCCCCAAAAUAUUGUUGCAGCGAGGUUUUACUGUAUAAGUUAAAUUAAGGUCAUUGGUUACCACAUUCUGUUAUAUUUGAAACAAUAGUUUUCUUGAUCAAAAAGGAUAGAUUCAAUUAUUUGACAUUGUUUUAUGUUUACUCCGUAAUUAUCUUUUACCUACAUUUAAUAGCCAUUGUUGAAUUAAAAUACCAAGGAAAUUGUUUUAUUAAUUGAUUAUUUUCUGUUUCAGAUUUCAAAAUUUGUAUUGUGUUGAGUGUACAAAGUGACUUAAACGGUAUUAAAAUUAUUUAUAAAUUCAGGGAUGUCAACUAUUUUUGCCCCUUAAUAUGAUUCAACUAUUUUAAGUGAGCCUUGUUUUUUUAUACUUUUUAGCUGUGUGUAUAUUAUUAUUAGUUUUGUUCAAAGCAAUGUUUAUUGAUAUUUCAUUAGCAUGUUAAAUGUCUAUUGUGAUAAUAACAAGCAAUAAUAGUAGACAGAUACUUUCUAGAUGUUACAUUACAGUUAUGUAACAGAUUUCAUUAUGUGACACAAAUGGACCAAUUAGAUAUUUUAUUUUAUACUUGAAAGCUAUGGAGGAUUAUCGUUAAUAAUGGGUGGUGUUUUCUACACUAGGGUGCGCUGCAAUCUCUUUACUGCUUAUAAUUCCCUGUUACUAUUUCCGGUGUAUUUUGAAGCCAUUUGGCUCACAACGUGAUCAUUGUAUUUUGAGACUUCCUUGAGUAGUAUUUCUUGUAUACAUGUAUUUUUUGCCUGAUUUAUUAUUUGUGUUUAAAAAAGAGAGAAUCGUCAUUUGAAGAUUUGUCAUUUCAAGACAUAAGAAUAGUCAUUUGGGAAAAAAGAAUUGUUAUAAAGCAUUUCUUACUUUCUCAACUAUAUAUCUACUUGGAAACUUAAUCCCGAAUGAUAAUUUGUAAAAUAAACUUAAUCUUGAUGCUUGAACAAUAUGCUAACACUGGCAUAUGAUGUUGCAUCAUGGUGCGUAGUGUUUUUAAAAAUCUCUUAAAGGUCCUUAUUUUCGAUUUUUCUUUAUUUAAAAGCCCUUAAAGGUGCUUUUUUCAUUGGGUGGUUCUAAAAAGUGCUUUACUUUCCCUUUUCGGAAAUGAGAUUUUUUUCUUGGCCAUGUCGAUUUUCGCCGCGUAUUAUGCAAAAGUGUGCUUUUCACUUUGUUCUAUUCAAUGUUUUCACAAUUCAUUCCACCACAACCCAUUUCGGCUUACGGUCUGUCCAUAGCGCAUGAAAGCACCAAUCCUUUUGCAUGUUUGGUAAAAUACUUGCAGGUCAGCUGGUUUCGGUGAGAUUAUUGCACUCUCAUGUGCAACUCUGCUGCAUUUUGUAAGAUAUUCUCAAUUCCAGACUUACUUUUCCACCAUCUGAUAUCAAACCAAAAAAUCUCUUGAUCAUUUUAUGAUGGCUAAUAUAAUCAAGAAAAGAGUACUUUGUCAAAAACUAGUUAAUUUAUCUUGAUCAUUUAAAGUCUUAGAAAAUUAUUUUGUUUAUGUAUAUGUAUGGUUAUGUAGUGCUUAAAAAUAUUUUUGAGGGCUUAAAAAGUUCUUAUUUUUGUUGAAAGAUUUGGCCCUGUGUAUGGCUUGCAACAGGAAUGAACAAUAAUAAACAAGUAAAAAGAGGCCAAAUCAGAACUGCCAAAAAAGCGAGUUCUUUCUAAAUCUUGCAACCAUGUCACCUUUUUUAACACUACAUUUGUAAAUAACUAAAAUAAAUUUUCACUUCAGGCUCACCAGAAUUGCUUAUCUUACGAAAUACAGCAGAUUCGAACUCAGAAAUUACAUUAUUUAUUACUUUUAUUAAAAACAAAAUUAUCAGUUUGAAAACGUCGCCCAUCAGAGUAGGGCAGCUGUAUGCUUUUUAACCCGAAGUAGAACAGCUCACGAUUGUUGUUUUUUACAUUUAUAUUAAAAACACCAUCCAUAUAAAAUAAUCAAUCAAUGAAGAUUGAGAUUUAUUUUAUUGUUUGAAGGAAAUAAAACUUGUUAAGUAUAAAAAAGAUAUUUCAUUUUGCACAUUGUAAUAACUAACAUUACUAUAAUUAUCUUCUUGCACUGGGAAAAUUAUUCUGCAGGUGCAGAAAAUUUUUAUAUCAAGUUGACAUCCCUAUUACAAAAAAUUAUCGUAAAGAACUAUUUUGUUUAAAAUUUAUUUCUUUUGUUGAAUUGUAAAACUUAUUUAUUUCUGUAAUUUGUGUAACAUUAUAAAUGCUCAUAAAAUUAAGUACUGUCGUGUAGAAAAUUCAUAAACUUUUUCUAAUUAUAUCCUGUUAAAAUAAUUAAUUUUUUAAAAAAGACAUAUUGACUUUAUAAUUAAAAUUAACUUCUACAUUACUUGUAACAUUUUUCACCUUAACCACUUUAGGCAAACUUCAAAUAAUAAUGAUAGUGUUGCUGCAAUCAUAAAUUGUUCAUUAUUAUGAAUUUAAAUUUUAUUUUAAAUUUAAAUAAAAAUAGAUGUGAAAAUGCAUUUAUUAAUAAGUAUAGAAUUGUAAAAAAAAAUUAUAUAUUGCUCUGUUUUCUGUUCUUGUGGAGAAGGUGUUUUAACUAGUUAUUUUCACAUAAAAUGGAAGCACAUAAAAGAGUUAAUUUUUGUAACUAUUAUGAAAAUAUAUUGCUUAAUUCAUAGUAUUUGCAAAAAUCAAUCGCUUCUAUUGUUAUCGCAUUCUAAUAGAUAACGUAAAUAUUCAACUAAACCUUAUUUUUAUUUGUGCAAAUAUUUUGAUGAUACUUCAGUGUAACAAAACUGGAGGAAAAAAAAGUGUAGUUAUUUUUGUUAUUAGAAUUUUUUUUUAAAAAUUACAGACUGUUUGAUUUAAACUUGUUGUUAUGUGUGUUAUUUUACUUUAUGUUCGGUUAUCAAAUUAUGAGAUUUAUCCAUUUUAAUUUGUUGUUUAUUUGAAUCUGUUAUUCUUUUUAAUAUUUGCUCAUGGUAAACCUUUUAUUUAUAAUUCAGUUUGAAUAGAAAAGCUCAUAAGGGUUUGAUUUAAAAGGUUACACGGAUUUCACAUGUUCCCAAGAAACACUUGAUUAUUAAUUUUUUAUCAUAUGUUAUUCUGGUGUCAAGAAUAUAUUCCAAAAUCAAUCAGAAUCACUGUCUUAUUUAAAUUUUGCUCACUUCUUCUUCAUACAUUUAAAUAAGGUUUUCUUUUUUGAUUCAAGACAUCAAAAUAACUUAUUAUCAGUAUACUACUUGCCCUUAUACUAUAUCCUAUGGAAUAACUUAUUUCCACUAUAUCCUAUGGAAUUCUUAGAAAUUUAUAUAAAUUAAUACAUUAUUGGCAAACAAAUUUUCACAGAAGUCACUUUUUUACGGAGGUAAAAUUCAUUAAGUCCAUAAAGAAAAAAAAUCGGCACUAGUUGAUUUUGUAAGACCUGAUGUCCUGCGUUACUUUUUGUGGAAAAUUCUUUUUGAUAAAAAAAUUAUGAAUUAAGAGAAGGCUAUAUCACGGAGGAAACUUUUCUUUGCAAAUUCUAAUUUACUUCCAUAGUAAAGAAAACAUAGUGCGUAGCACUUUUAAAAAGUGCUUAAUUUUCCCGUUUCGAAAAUAAGAAUUUUUUUUUUCUUUACCAUGUCGAUUUUCGCUGUGUAUUAUGCAAAAGUGUGGUUUUCACAUUAUUCUAUUCAACGCUUUCACAAUUCAUUCCACCAACAUCCAUUUCGGCUUAACCUCGGUUCUCCUUAACGUAUGGUAGCGCUACUCAUGUUACAUAUUUGAUGAAAUACUUGGGAGUCCGCACGUGCGUCUACUGAGGUGGGUUCGAUAAGAUUAUUGCACUUUUAUGUGCAACUUUGCUGCAUUUUGCAAAAUAUUCUCAAUUUCAGUCUUCAUUUUCCACCCUCUGAAAUCGAGCCCCAAAAGUCUCGAUCUUUUUAUGGUGGAUAAUAUAUUCAAGAAAAAGAGUUCUUUGUCAAAAACUAGUUAUUUUAUCAUGAUCAUGUAAAGUUUUAGAAAAUUAUUUUGCUAAUUUAUAUAGUGCUUAAAUAUAUUUUUUAAGUGCUAAAAAGGUGCUUUUUUUUUGGUUGUAAUAUUUGGCUACGCACCCGUAGGGAAAUAAGUUUAGGCAAACAUAGAAUAAGCCUUACGUUUGAAUUGGUGGAGAGAAAAAAAAAUUAAAAUAUCAUAAUGCAAAGUGUAAUCCUGAUUUUGUUUUUAUUUUUAAAUUUUGUUUUCAGUAUUUGAAUGACUUACUCUAGGUUUGUCUGGAUUCAUUUCUUCUAUAUUUUAAAUUACUUUUGAAGAUGAGAAUUUGUGAUAGAAAGCUUCUCUCUUAGUACAGCAUCCUCUUUUGCCAUUUUGUCUGCUCCAAAUUUUGCUUCUAUAGCAUAGAGGGCCAAGGCCCACCAUGCCCAUCUAUGUAAGAAACAUUAUGUCUGUAUAUCUAUGUAAGAAAUAUUAUUCUUUUAUUACAUACUUUUGUAUUAUUUUUUUUUUAUACUCACCUCACUAGAUGAAGUACUUUUGUCUAUGAAUAUAAUUGCACUUUUGAAAACACUUUUUGUAGAAUGAAUAAAUUUUUCUUAUUAUAAGUACAGUCAGUUUUUAAGUAAUUAUUUUUAUCCAGUUUCCACUCUUAAAUGAUGUUAUAUCAUGAUGAAAGUAAAAUAUAUUGAUCAUUUUGCUUUCAUCCUAUUUCAAAGUGUGAGCGAUCAUUUGAAAGAAUAAUGGUGCUAAAAUUCUGUUUACCCUAGGCUUUCUCUCACCAAGUUUGGUGCUUAAAGCAUUAUACCAUCAAUUAUAGUAAAAUUCAGUUGUUUCCAAACUUAAGGUACCCCUUGUCAUAUGUUUUUCCUUGUGGUACCCCCCCCACCCCAGUUAACUUAGAAUUUUCAUAUGAACACUUUUAUUUUGUUAUCAUUUUGCAUCAUAUGUAAAAAACAAAAUUAUUUUUUUAAUUUGAACUUAGAGGAAUGAUAUUGUGUUUUUAGACUUAAAUAUUAAAAAUAAGAAACAGUAACUCCAAAACUGCUAUUUGAAUUUACUGUAUCAAACUCUAAACAUGAACGUCAUCGAAUUCGCUUAUUCGAACACAAUGAAAAUUUGUUUGUUAUUGUAAUAAUAAGUUGGACCUUUUUUUUCGUGAUAUUUUAAAAACUUGUUUAUGUGAACUUUUUAAUACUCAGUUCUUCAUCUGUAAACAGAAUAAUCUAGUCAAACUGGUGAAAUAAAAUAAAUGUAUUUAAAUUACUAUAAAAUUACAUUAUAUUUCAGUAUUUUUUUUUCCAUUGUUUUAUUAGUAAAGUGCUUUAUUCCAAUGA